CAAUGGCAACAGUUCCUGGGCCGUUGAUUUGGGAAAUUGUGAAGAAAAAUAACUCCUUUUUGGUUAAAGAGUUAGGCAAUGGGACGGCCAGUGUUCAGUCAAGCAAGAAGAGCAAUAGGAUUAGCAAAUCACAAAACGGUUAUGAUUCAACCUGGAGGAAAUGAUUCAUCUGUGCUUCAUAAGUCAGUGAUGAUGAAGGAAUUCGGUUGGAUGGCUAAGGAUGUUGCCAAUCAGGUCGCAGAUAACUCCUACAGGCAUGAUUUGAAAAAUGCAGCCCUUGCAAGUCAAAUGAAAGGAUUACACAAUGUUCGUUAUUGUCUGUUGCAGUGAGCUUAGUGGAGUCGAGUAUGGUAAACCGGCAACAACAACGUGUUGGCAAUAACAGAUUUAAUGUUCGGGAGUGAGAUAUUGGGGGAACUAAUUCCGGCCUAAUGAUUAUGAUUAGCAGGACAGAACAGACUGACACUACUACUAGCUCAACUACCCUCCUAAUGGACUCCGCGUUAACGGCUUUAUCAUUCCCUCUGUAUGUAUUGAUCCUUAAAUGAAGGUAAGGAUAGGAUGUUGGUUUGUUCACACAGUCAGCGUGAUUGGGGGUUUUGCAAGGUAGUUAGUUUGGUCAUCAAACAGGCAUGAUUCAACUGCUGCAAACCACUUAGUCUGUUCAUCGAGCGAAAUUUUUUAUGGAAAGUGAAAGGGAAAUUUUUUUAUGGAAGGUGAAAGGGAAAUAAAGUGAUGGGAAAGAAAAUAAAAUAAAAUAAAAUUUUCAUUGUACAAUUCGUUUGAUGG
Molecule: messenger RNA, 789 nt
Organism: Cornus florida
Lineage: Eukaryota; Viridiplantae; Streptophyta; Magnoliopsida; Cornales; Cornaceae
Product: large ribosomal subunit protein eL28y-like
Exons: 3
Coding region: 79-330 (83 amino acids)
Source: RefSeq, a predicted model, not a curated record